CUCUAUUCUCCUUUUAGAAGCAACCACGUAGGAAGACGCCUUGUGAAAUUAAAACCCUGGAGAGCGAAGGCAACGGUAAGCAGGCAAAGAAAAGCGAGAAAUGGAACAAGGCGAGGGUUCUGGUUCAAAGCCAUCCGAUGAAAUUUGGUCCAAACUUGUUCCAUCAAACAACAACAUUUCAGAUAUUGAAUUGAGGUUAGAAGAAGUGGAGAUAAAUUCAGAGGUUAAAAUCUCUUCAUUUGAAAAGCAACAAUGGUGUAAAAUUACAAGAAAUUCAGAUCUCUCUUCUGCAACAUUACAAAAUAAGAGUUUAAAUGUGAUUUAUGUUGAUGGGACUGAUGUUUCAACUGAAGAUACAAUCAUGAUUCGUUGUGGAAGUGAGAUAAUUCCUGGACAUGUUUCAGAAGGCUAUUUGAGUUACAGAUUCAAAGUAAUGCCAAAGGAUGAGCCUUCCAAGAAGGUGUUAAAGAUUUCUUUAGAUUCAGACCAUGCAAAAUGCAGCAUAUGUUUAAAUAUUUGGCAUGAUGUUGUCACAGUUGCACCUUGCCUCCAUAACUUUUGCAACGGAUGCUUCUCAGAGUGGUUAAAAAGGUCACAAGCAAAACAUGCAAGUGUUCUUUGUCCCCAUUGUAGAGCAGUUGUACAAUUUGUAGGAAGAAACCACUUUCUCCACAACAUUGAAGAGGAAAUACUCAAAAGUGAUUCUUCUUUAAGGCGAAGUGAUGAAGAACUUGCGGUUUUAAACACCUAUUCACUAAUAAAAUCACCUCUUGUGAUUAACAAUGGAAAGAAGCCUCGAAGAAAGAGGUCACAUUCAGUGUCUGAAGAAGAUAAUAGUAGUAGUGGCACAAAUCUUGCAUGUGCUCAAUGUGGCACAGAAUAUGCAGGAUUUCGAUGUAAUCAACACACAGUGCAUCUUCAAUGUCAUGCAUGUGGAGGAAUGAUGCCUUCAAGAACAGAUAUUAAUAUACCACAACACUGCAUAGGGUGUGAUCGAGCAUUUUGUGGUGCUUAUUGGAAUUCUCAACAAGUUACAAGAAGUGAUUCGUUUCAUAUGUGUGCUUUUGAUACUUUUAAACCAAUUGCAGAAAGGAUUAUAACAAGAAUUCCUUUUUUGGCACAUGAAAGGAACAGACAUGAACAAGAUAUAACUGAAAGAUGUAUAAGACAGAUGGGGAAAACUCUACAGAAUGUUGUCUCAGAAUGGAUUACAAAGUUGAAUAAUCGAGAAAUAGAUCGUACAAGGAUGCCACUGAAUCACACAGAGAUGAUUACAGCUGGAACACAUGUUUGCAAUGAUUGCUUUGAUAAGCUAGUGUCAUUCCUCUUGUACUGGUAUCGAGUCAGCAUACCAAAACAUCUUCUACCUGCCGAUGCGGUGCAAAGGGAAGAUUGUUGGUAUGGUUACACUUGUCGAACACAACAUCAUAGUGAAGAUCAUGCUCGUAAAAGGAAUCAUGUUUGUCGUCCCACGAGGGGUAGUAUUGGAAAUUAGUAGCGAUUUGAAAUUGUUAGCAUCUAUUUUCUUUGUUUUUGUAAAAUAAUUUUGAAGGUAAUGUAACUAAACUUGUGUUUUAAAACAA
Molecule: messenger RNA, 1583 nt
Organism: Lactuca sativa (garden lettuce)
Lineage: Eukaryota; Viridiplantae; Streptophyta; Magnoliopsida; Asterales; Asteraceae
Product: RING/U-box superfamily protein
Biological process (GO): protein ubiquitination; ubiquitin-dependent protein catabolic process; mitotic cell cycle checkpoint signaling
Cellular component (GO): nucleus
Molecular function (GO): ubiquitin-protein transferase activity; metal ion binding
Source: RefSeq, a predicted model, not a curated record